This is a messenger RNA of Carcharodon carcharias (great white shark), 3063 nucleotides long. RefSeq names its product rod cGMP-specific 3',5'-cyclic phosphodiesterase subunit beta-like. Gene Ontology annotation, molecular function: protein binding; 3',5'-cyclic-nucleotide phosphodiesterase activity. The transcript is spliced from 23 exons. The coding region runs from base 1 to 2568 and encodes 855 amino acids. Gene Ontology annotation, biological process: signal transduction. Lineage: Eukaryota; Metazoa; Chordata; Chondrichthyes; Lamniformes; Lamnidae. The record is from RefSeq and is a predicted model, not a curated record.
AUGGCAAUAAAAAAGGAAGCUGCGGAAAAAUUCCUGGACUCUAAUCCUGAAUUUGCCAAGCAAUACUUUGAGAAAAAACUGCACCCAGAAGCUGUUGCUCAGCUGAUGGAAGGGUCUGAUGCUGCCAACAUCACAACUUUUCAGGAAGUUGGCCAGGUGCAGGAGAGUGAAAUUCUCUUUGACCUUAUCCGAGACAUGCAGGAGAGCGUAAACAUGGAAAAGGUGGUGUUCAAAAUUUUACGAAGGCUUAGUUUCCUGAUCCAUGCAGAUCGAAUGAGUCUGUUUAUGUACCGGCAAAGGAAUGGUACAGGGGAGCUAGCCACCAGGCUGUUCAACAUUCACAAGGAUGCUGAGUUGGAUGACUGCCUUGUUCAUCCUGAACACGAGAUUGUUUUUCCACUGGACGUAGGCAUUGUAGGAAGUGUUGCACAGUCCAAGAAAACUAUAAAUGUCCGGAAUAUCGGUGAGUCCAGUACUUACUGCUCAUUUGUGGAUGAACUGACUGAAUACAAAACGAAGAGUGUACUCGCUACCCCCAUAAUGAAUGGUAAAGACGUUGUCGCUGUGAUCAUGGCAACCAAUAAGACAGAUGGAACUUAUUUUACUGAAGAAGAUGAAGAUCUUUUCUUGAAAUAUCUCAACUUUGCCACUUUGAACCUCAAAAUCUACCAACUGACCUACCUUCAUGGCUGUGAAACAAGAAGAGGCCAGGUUCUUUUAUGGUCAGCAAACAAAGUAUUUGAAGAACUGACAGAUAUUGAGCGACAGUUUCACAAGGCUUUUUACACAGUCAGAGCCUACCUGAACUGUGAGAGAUACUCAGUAGCACUCCUGGACAUGACGAAGGAGAAGGAAUUUUUUGACUUGUGGCCUAUACAGAUGGGAGAAGUCCCUCCUUACGAAGGUCCUAAAACACCUGAUGGCAGAGAAAUAAUCUUUCACAAAAUCAUUGACUACUUUCUACAUGGAAAGGAGGAGAUUAAAGUCAUUCCGACUCCACCUGCUGAUCACUGGGCCUUGGUCAGUGGACUACCAACCUAUGUUGCAGAAACUGGCUUGAUCUGCAAUAUCAUGAAUGCAGCCGCAGACGAGACAUUUACCUUCCAGACAGAACCCUUGGAUAACUUUGGAUGGACUAUCAAAAAUGUCCUUUCGAUGCCAAUAGUAAACAAGAAGGAAGAGAUUGUUGGAAUUGCCACGUUUUACAACCGGAAAGAUGGAAAACCUUUUGACGAAAUGGAUGAAGUUCUUAUGGAAUCCUUGACCCAGUUCCUAGGCUGGUCUGUUCUCAAUACAGAUACAUAUGAUAAAAUGAACAAGCUCGAAAACCGGAAAGAUAUCGCUCAGGGAAUGGUGUUAUAUCAUGUGAAAUGCAGCAAGGAUGAAAUUCAAAAUAUACUGCCAACAAGGGAAGUUUUCGGAAAAGAACCAGGUGAUUGUGAAGAGGAAGAAUUACAGGAAAUAUUGAGUGGGAAACUCCCACGUGCUGAGGACUUUAACCUUUAUGAAUUCAGCUUUAGUGAUUUGGAGCACACUGAGAUGGAUCUUGUGAGGUGUGGCAUUCAGAUGUAUUAUGAGUUAAAAGUUGUGAACAAGUUCCAUAUUCCACGUGAGGUGCUAGUCAGAUUUAUCUACUCGUUAAGUAAAGGAUACCGAAAAAUAACCUACCACAACUGGCGUCAUGGAUUCAAUGUUGGACAGACCAUGUUCACUCUUUUGAUGACGGGACAGUUGAAACGCUAUUACACAGACCUGGAAAGAAUGGCCAUGCUAACUGCAGGCCUCUGUCACGAUAUUGAUCAUAGAGGGACCAACAACUUGUAUCAAUUGAAAUCCCAGCACCCACUGGCAAAACUGCAUGGCUCUUCAAUUAUGGAACGUCAUCACUUGGAGUUCAGCAAGACUUUACUUGCCGAUGAGGGUUUGAACAUUUUCCAGAACUUGAACAGGAGGCAGUACGAGCAUGUCUUUCAUCUGAUGGAUAUUGCUAUCAUUGCCACAGACUUGGCACUCUACUUUAAAAAGAGAACAAUGUUUCAAAAAAUUGUCGACCUGUCAAAAACCUAUGAGGAUGAGUCGGCAUGGGUGGAAUAUAUGUCACUGGAGACGACCAAGAAAGAGAUUGUCAUGGCCAUGAUGAUGACAGGCUGUGACUUGUCUGCCAUUGCUAAACCCUGGGAGGUUCAGAGCAAGGUGGCUCUGUUAGUAGCAGCUGAAUUCUGGGAACAGGGUGACUUGGAAAGAACUGUUUUAGAACAGAAUCCCAUUCCCAUGAUGGACAGGAACAAAGCUGAUGAACUCCCCAAGCUUCAAGUUGGCUUCAUCGACUUUGUAUGCACAUUUGUCUACAAGGAAUUCUCUCGCUUUCAUGAGGCUAUCACACCGAUGCUUGAUGGUAUACUCAACAACAGAAAAGAAUGGAAGCAACUCGCCGAUGAACAUGAAGAGAAGGUGAAGGCUUUGGAAGAAGCAAAGCAGAAGCAGCAAGAAGAGUUAGAAGCUAAGAAAGCAAAUGCUGCCACUGAUCCCACAGAGAAGGCUCAGUCCAAAACUUGCUGUGUGUGUUAAACUUUGUGGUCCCUGGGCUGCCUCGUUCUCUUCAGCACUCACAACGACAGGAGACUGCACAAACUGUACAGGAGCACUGACUGAAGCAGGCAGCAGAAAUCAAGAGGAUGACAUGAUGUUGUAACCAUUGGAACCAUGCUUGGAAUCCACUAGUGUUUGAAAGGUAGACCUUGGACAGGAUGACGACAGCCUGUACCGAAGGGGUGCACUAUUAUAGUGCUGUGUGUGGUACUUGCACUUUAAAUCCUCUGUAAAUAAUACUAAUUUAAACCAAAUAAUUGUGGAAAAUUACUUGAGUCUGUGGUGCUGAUAAAAUGGUGGAGCAGAAAUUCAUCUUCCGUAGCACAGGUUGUGGUGGCCUAUUGGCUGCCUGUUAAACAUCCCUUUUCAAUAUUCAGAUCCCUUGGCAUCAAUGGAGCUGAAUUUCAGAUGGGACCAAUGUAAUGAUGCCCUAUGUGUAGUGCUGUGCAAGACCAAUUUCUGCCCAGUGUUUCA